Messenger RNA from Lutzomyia longipalpis, 3543 nucleotides. It is a transcript of the gene armi, whose product is annotated as probable RNA helicase armi. The record is from RefSeq and is a predicted model, not a curated record. Gene Ontology annotation, molecular function: helicase activity. Lineage: Eukaryota; Metazoa; Arthropoda; Insecta; Diptera; Psychodidae. The coding region runs from base 1 to 3441 and encodes 1146 amino acids. The transcript is spliced from 6 exons.
AUGAAUACUCUGGAGAUGGUGUUGGAUUUGGCCUUCUCGCACUACCUUCGGACACGUCCGGAGUAUGCGCAGAAGAAGCUAGAGGAGGCCCUGAAGAAGCUAGAAGGGCCAGAUGAUGAUGAUGCUGAGCGCAGGGAAGAGGAGGAGCGUGAGAAACGCUACCGGGAGGAGCUGAAGCGUUCCGGAGAGUGUGUAAAGAAACAGGGAUGGGUCACGAAGCUCCUUCCCUCGUACGGGGUGAUUGACAACAACUUCCGCUUCGAGAUUGACCUGAUUAAGGAGUUUACAAACUUUGCUGAGGGUUGCCGGGUGAGCUAUCUCGCCUACAAACAGCCCGAUGGCAUUGUGAAGGUCGUAAAGAUUGAUUCAGUGCUGCAGGAGGCAUGGGAACGUGGGAACUUCAAUGAGCAGAAGAUCUUUGAACAAAAUCUCGAGGAAUUCUACGGGACGCAUCUUAGGAAGAUCAACGGCACUGUGGAGAGCCUCGUGGAGUCGCACGGGAGCACAAUGGUUAAUAUUGAGACGGAAGUGGAGCGAAAUGUGACGAUAAACAUCUCAACGGUGGAGAUUCAGUUCAGACCCAUGGCCGGGGAUACCAUUAUCCUCACGUGCAAAAUGCAGACAGAUGAUCAAUUCUUUGACUAUCGCGGGGCCAUCCUCAAUUGCGUCUCAAUCACUCCCGUGCGGAGUAUCGUGGACAUUGGAACGGUCUCCAGGGUGGAUCCAUCCGGAGGCGGAAGGAUCAACAAGAACAUCUCCUUCAGCCGGGAUGCCCUGGAGCCGGAUUAUGUGCCACAAAUGGGGGAUGUGGUGACGUAUGAUGCAAUUGAGAAUAUCAAGGAGGAAACUAAUUGGCGCUGCCUCAAGCUGGUACUCACAAAACGCCCGGAAUUGCUGCAGAGUGAUGACAAACCGCCAGAGCAGCAGCAACCGGUGCCGAAGGAUGAACGUGGGAUUGUUGUGGAUGACAUUCAGCAAAUUUUUCUUGAGGAUGUGGAGCAAAAAGCUGAGUUGGAUAUAAGGAUUCGCAAUACCUCCGCACGGAGUCACAAACUCUUCCGUCUCAUCAUUCCGGUGGCGAAGAAGUUCAGUCAGUUGGAGCUUCUUUCACCCACAGUCGAUACGUCAUUUGUGCUGGAACCGGGACAGGGGCAAACGUACAAGUUUCUCGUGAAGGGGCGCUUCUAUGGGCUGUCUUCGGAGAAGCUUGUGUGGAAGUUUGCCGGAGGGCUUCACGUUGAGCGACAGGUGGAGAUUCAAGUGGGCACGGAUGACAAGGAGGUGCAGCACCGGCCACAGAGGCCAUCCCGAUACAACAAUGGGUACGUGCGGGAGUUUGGCCGAACAGAUGCGGAUGUUGUGCGUGGGGGAGCACUGAGGAAGACAACGGGGAUCAUGCCGAAGGUAAUUGGGCAGUAUUUAGUUCCGGAUAACAUCAAGGAGCUCGUCCUGGGGGCAAGUAACAGAAUUGACGCAGAAGAUGGCGUCUUGAGGGCCUACCCGGUGCUGAAGAAUCCCCUAGAGCCCCGAACGUACUCACGUUUCUUCCAUAAUCUCCUCUUCCUGGAGGAGCUGCAAAUGUGGGUGGAUUUCCGGGUGUACGAUCGCACGGAAGUCUUCUUUAAGCGUCCCGAAAAGGAUUACCUUUCCCUGGAUAUUGACAAUGUUGCCGAAACGAGGCCUUCUCUCAUUUUGGGCGAUAUAAUUCGUGCCACAAACCCAUGGAACACGCGUCAAGUGUUCGAAGGGCACGUCCAUAAAAUCCAACAGAAUCGUGUCCUCGUGAAGUUUGACAAAUCCUUCCAGUACAACUACAGAGGGGAGCUGUACAAUGUCCAAUUUCACUAUACACGUGGUCAGAUCCGUAAACUCCAUCAUGCCGUUGAGAAAGUCUUGGAGCAACUUGGCGAAGAAGUUAUUUUUCCCGUUAAAAUUACCCCCAAAACCCCCCAAGUGGACGUAGUGUUGAACGAUGAGAGGAUGAUUGAUCAGAAGACGGGGCAGGAGCUGAAGUGGUUCAAUGAGAAGCUCAAUGAGUCCCAGAAGAGGGCAAUAAAGAAUAUCCUACGCGGAGAGGCACGUCCAAUGCCCUAUGUGAUUUUCGGGCCUCCGGGAACGGGGAAGACGUACACAGUGCUCGAGGCAAUCCUCCAGAUUGUUCAGAAUAUCCCUCAUGCACGUGUACUGGUCAGUGCAUCGUCCAAUAGUGCGUGCAAUCUCAUCACAGAACGUCUCAUUGGCUGCAAAGCUCUCCUCCCUGGGACCUUUAUACGCGUCGUGGGGCUCAGUGCGAUUGAUCGGCAGAGUAUUCCUGAGCACCUUCAUGCGUACUGUGCUCUCUGUGAUAUCUCCAUCGACGGCACAACGAGCAAUGAAGUCAAGGAAACGGAGACAGGCCUCAAGAUGUAUUGCAAUUCAAAGUAUUUGGCAGAGCAUAAGGUAAUCAUUGGAACGUGCGCAACACUUGGAUCCUUCAUGUCGCUGAAUCUCAAGUCAAAUCACUUUACGCACGUUAUUCUGGACGAAGCAGGGCAAUGCAAUGAACCCGAAACAAUCAUCCCAAUGAGUUUGCUGAAUAUGGAAAUGGGUCAAAUAAUCCUGGCAGGAGAUCCGAGACAACUGGGACCGCAGGUUACAAGUCCAAUUGCCAAAAAUCACGGACUUUGUGUUAGUUUUCUCGAUCGAAUUCUCGAGAGAUUCCCGUAUGAGAAGAACUACGAACGGCACAAGUAUGGCUUUGAUGAGCGGCUUGUGACGCAGCUCAUCUACAACUACCGUAGCCUCCCGAGUGUCCUCAAACUCUACAGUGAUCUCUUCUACGAUGGGAAACUUAUUCCAACGAUCGCCGAAGAGGGAACGCCUGAGAUUGCUUUUCUGCAAAAGUUCCGUCCUAUUCUUUCCGAUGAAGCCGAUCCGAAUCACGGAGUUUUCUUCUUCUCAAUCGCCGGUGAGAAUCGUCAGGAUCCAGAUAGCCCAUCCUGGUACAAUCCUUUUGAAGCUAGGAAUAUCAACUCACUCUUGAAGAAACUCUACUCAAUGGGCAUUGAGCAUUCGGAUAUUGGCAUCAUAACGCCGUAUCAGGCACAGGUGAAGCGUAUUCGGCUCUUCCUGUAUCAAAUUGACCCGGAAAAGUGUCCCAAAGUGGGUUCAGUGGAGGAAUUUCAGGGGCAGGAACGGAACAUUAUAAUCCUGUCAACGGUGCGAUCGUCAAAGAACUUCCUGGCGCACGACUUCAAGUACUCAAUGGGAUUCGUGCAGAACAACAAACGCCUCAAUGUGGCCAUCUCGCGUGCCAAGAGUCUCCUCAUUAUCUUCGGGAAUGCCUUCCUGCUGGCCAAUGAUCCCAAUUGGUGCAAACUCAUACGCUACUGUGCCGAACGGAAUGCCUUCACGGGUCCCCUUCCACCACAAGUUGUCCUUCCGGAAGUCUCCGAGGAAUGAAUCCAUCUUCCGGAAUAGUUUUAAAAUGAAAUUUCUUUAUUUUUUUUGUAUUCCUUUCAAUUUAUUCAGAUGAAAUAUAAAUCCAAAGAAUUUAUUACAAAA